Molecule: messenger RNA, 456 nt
Organism: Hibiscus syriacus
Lineage: Eukaryota; Viridiplantae; Streptophyta; Magnoliopsida; Malvales; Malvaceae
Exons: 3
Coding region: 1-456 (151 amino acids)
Source: RefSeq, a predicted model, not a curated record
AUGGCUACUUCUCUUGUACAGAGUCGACUCUUCCUCAUCCUCUUCCUCACUUACCUUGCAGCCGUGUCAUCAGCUACUACUACCACAACAACCCUAAAAUGCCACUCUGGAACCCGAGGAAGAUGCACUCCUCAGUUCUGGAGCAGCAGGAGAGAGGCUUGGCCGAGGAAGGUCCCACGGGGAUCGAUGGUGCGGAACCUGUUCGGGUCGAGGGCGAGUGAACGGUACGGGUCCGACAUGAUAUUGAUGGAAUCGAGGGCUGUGACUAAAGAAGGGGACGUGUUCAAUGAGUUGCUGAAGCAGGCGAGUGCAGCCUUGCACAACUCGUACGCGAGGAAAGGGUUUCCAUACACGGCGUGGGAAGUGAAGACUCUGAUGAUUCAAGGAUUGGUGACGGAAGGUGCGGCGGCUCGCCUAACCAAACGCUUUUCUGUUGCCAAUGAUGCUUGUAUUUAG